CUGUAGUUUAGUUUUGGUCUGAAAGAGUCAAACCAGCAGCUGUGUUUGUGUGUCAGGUGUUUAAACGAGCGUGAAUCACACAUACACACCGCAGGAAUUCAGCUGUGUUUACAGCUCCACAGGCUUAAUGGCGCUGUGGAGGAAGUAAAGGGAUAAUGUAACCAGCUACUAGUUACCAUUUAACGCAGGUGGUUUUGUCGACGUCCUCAGACAUGCACUUGUAAUCGCAUUUUUGUUACUAGAUUGUAGCUUUUAAGCAGAGAGGUCAUCUCUGUUGUUUGUUCAUUAGCUAUGUUUCAGAUAGACAGAUAGUCAACAGGUGAAUGUUGUUUCUAAAGAGGAGAAAAGCUUCCCCUCAGCAGCUAUUAUGGCAAGUGCCCUUGCAUCAAAAAUGGGACUUUCGCUUCGGAGGAAGCAAGCCAAAAUCUUCAAUGUUACAGUUGUUACAAUGGAUGCUGAUUUGGUGUUCAGCUGUGAGCUGAAGUGGAGAGGAAAGGACCUGUUUGAACUUGUAUGCCGGACAUUGGGGCUCAGGGAGACCUGGUUUUUUGGUCUGCGGUAUGAUGUCAAAGACACUGUGGCAUGGCUGAAAAUGGACAAGAAGGUUUUGGAUCAUGAUGUGCCCAAAGAGGAGCCUAUAGUGUUUCAUUUCCUGUCCAAGUUUUAUCCCGAAAAUGUAGAAGAAGAAUUGGUACAAGACAUCACGCAGCACCUCUUCUUCCUCCAGGUGAAGAAGAGCAUUUUAGAAGAGGAGAUCUACUGUCCUCCUGAGGCUUCGGUGCUGUUAGCCUCUUACGCCGUCCAUGCUAAGUAUGGUGAUUACGACCCUAAUGUCCACAAGCCGGGCUUCCUGUCCCAAGAUGAGCUGCUACCAAAGAGAGUUAUUAAUCUGUACCAGAUGACUGCAGAGAUGUGGGAGGAGAGAAUAACAGUCUGCUACGCUGAGCACAGGGGCAGAACCAGAGAUGAAGCAGAGAUGGAGUAUUUAAAAAUAGCUCAGGAUCUGGAGAUGUAUGGGGUCAAUUACUUUUCCAUUAGGAAUAAAAAGGGAACCAGCCUUCUGCUUGGUGUUGACGCUUUAGGCCUCCACAUUUAUGACCUGGAUAACAGACUGACGCCCAAAAUCUCCUUUCCCUGGAAUGAGAUCCGAAACAUCUCCUACAGCGAUAAAGAGUUUGCAAUUAAACCUGUGGAUAAGAGGGCAGAUGUCUUCAAAUUCAACUCCUCAAAGCUCAGAGUAAAUAAACUGAUUCUCCAGCUGUGCAUCGGGAACCACGAUCUCUUCAUGAGGAGACGCAGGGUUGAUUCAUUGGAGGUCCAGCAGAUGAAGACUCAAGCUAGAGAAGAGAAAGCUCGCAAACAGAUGGAGCGGCAGCGGCUAGAGAGGGAGAAACAGUUGCGUGAGGAGGCAGAGAGAGCGCGUGAUGAACUCCAAAGGAGACUCAUUCAGUUACAGGAUGAAGCUCAUAUGGCCAAUGAAGCACUGUUGCGUUCAGAAGAGACGGCAGAUUUGUUGGCGGAAAAGGCACAAAUCGCUGAGGAGGAGGCCAAGCUUUUGGCUCAGAAAGCGGCUGAGGCUGAACAGGAGAUGCAGCGCAUUAAGGUGACAGCCAUUCGCUCUGAGGAGGAGAAGAGACUGAUGGAGCAGAAGAUGCUGGAGGCGGAGAUGAUCGCGCUCAAGAUGGCAGAAGAGUCUGAAAGGAGGGCCAAAGAGGCCGACCAGCUGAAACAGGACCUGCAGGAGGCCAGAGAAUCGGAGCGCAGAGCCAAAAACAAACUACUGGAGAUCACCAGCAAAUCGGAAUAUUCGCCUGUGUCGUUGUCUGCCAACUCUCUUCCUGCCGAUGGUCCUAACUUCAACUUCAGCAUGGAGAACCUGAGUUUUGACUUCAAAGACACAGACAUGAAACGUCUGUCCAUGGAGAUCGAGAAGGAGAAGGUUGAGUACAUGGAGAAGAGCAAACACCUUCAGGAGCAGCUGAAUGAACUGAAGACUGAGAUUGAGUCAUUAAAGCUAAAGGAGCGAGAAACGCCUCUAGACAUCCUCCAUAAUGAGAACACGCAGAAAGGCACCAGCAAGCAGAGCAACUUUAAAAAGGAUGUAAACGGAACUCAAUGUGGCUGGUAUGCAGGAUCGAUAUGGGAUGACCAGAGGAGAGAUCCAGAGAGCCAGGAACACAGAUAUUCGGAUUUAAGGAACGACGACAACCAGAGGGGGGACCAGGAAAAACCCAGCCUGAUCUCACGAGAAAACAAGAAGGCAAGGCUUGUUGUACCAACCCAGGCUCAUUCCGAAAACGUAGUCCCAAGGAUGUUUCCGGAGACCGCGAAUUAUGUAGCUGGAGGUACGUAUGGCUGCAUUUAGUUUUUUAAGCGAACGCUGCGGGGCGGUAUGACGCCGUUCCUUUUUGCGCUCGCCGACUGACCGCUUACCUUCAUGUGGAGGGCUUUCCCGCUGUAACCAGUUUGUCUGGUUAGCUCGUCCUGUGCGUCGGCGGACUCGAGACGCAGAGAGGAGCUGACCACGACGACGACGAGUGGGUUCGAGUCCAGGGAAGAGCGGUUCAAGAAAUCAGGUAAGACUAAAACAGAAUCCAAGAAAUAAAGCGAAGUGGUUCAUAACAGGGUGACAAUGUGGUAAAAUUCGAAAAUGUGGUAAAAAAAAUAAUAAAUCGGACGAGGGCUUUUCUUUUUCCGGACGGCCUUUGUAAAUCGUUGGUUGGGUUUAUGGCGGGCGGGUCGAUCGGUAAAAUUGUUUGGGUACGGGGAAGGAGGAGGGUGGGUCGGCCGGCCAGUCAAUCAUUCAGCCAGUCGGACAGACAGACGUUCGUUCGACAGUGGCCUCUGGUGGAUUCACGCAAGAACAGCGCGGGCGCGAACGGCACAUGCGGGAAAAGUCCGAGAAAGCCAAAAAGGCGCACACAGCGGCCUCUCGUGGAUUCGCGAAAACCAAAAACUGCAAAAAACGUACCUCCCGGGACGUAUUUCGCGGUCUCCAGAAACGUCCUCGGGACUACAUUUUCGGAAUGAGCCUGGGUUGCAACCGUUGUACAGAUCAGCUAGACCAGCAGUUUCUUUUCAAAAGCAAACAUAACAGAAAGGUGUACUAUGAACACAUAGUUUUACCUUGUUUUUACAUUGCUCUUAUCUGUCUUGUGGAACUUCACCGGACUCAUCUCUGAGCUUUCUGCAUCACAAAUACAACGUACAAUGUACAAAGUAAGCUACACACUCAGAAAUCAAGGUACAAAAUCUGUCACUAGGGUGGUACCUUUUCAAAAGGUACACUUUUGUACCAUACUGGUGGAUUGACUUUGUACAUUUUUAUGUUACUGUGGGGUACACAUUUGUACUUUUGAGGUAUUAUUAUGUACCUUUUAAGGACCUGUUAAAUCCCAGUCAGAUCACACGAUUUUUUUUGUAGGUUACAAAAGUCACUAUGUCAGAUUAUCCGAUUUUGUCUUGAUAAAAUCUUGACUUGUUGUGGGCAACACAUGUGCCAGACUACACGUUAUUUCACGAUCAGUCAUCCCGUGAUGUCAACGAUGAGCGUUAUUUCCCAAAGAAGUCACAAGUGUUGCUAAAACAAUAUUUCUUAACUCAAUUUACAUGCGUUUUUUAAUCUUAUGCCAAUCUUAAUAAACACUCAUGCUUGCUGACAACUAGGCUACAUUAUUUAAGGGCAUUCGUUAGGAUAUUGAUAGAAUCAAAUGCGUUUUUCCUUUUUAAUAUUAAGAUGUUUUCUUUUAAAUCUAAAUGUAUAUUUUCCAGCCAUGGGUUGCUUAUUAAACACUCCCUCACCUGAACUUGCCGCGAGUGAGACGGAGAAAAUGAAAGCACAUCAGCACCAAGGAAAAAUCUGAUGCUCAAGACAAAAUAAUGACAUAUUUAAAAAUAUUUGCAAAUAUAUGACAGAGGUUUGUGAUACAACAAUUAUUGUAAAGCAUUAAUUAAAUCCUAAUUUUUCAUGGAGCAAAACAAAUAAUCUAACCGCGCUGUUGAGUAGUGGAUUGGCACAAACAAAAAAUAAUUAGUAUAUUAAUUUUGGAAAACAAAUCUUUUUGAAACAAAUUU
Messenger RNA from Danio aesculapii, 4074 nucleotides. RefSeq names its product NF2, moesin-ezrin-radixin like (MERLIN) tumor suppressor a (gene nf2a). NCBI's taxonomy places the organism in Eukaryota, Metazoa, Chordata, Actinopteri, Cypriniformes, Danionidae. The record is from RefSeq and is a predicted model, not a curated record. Gene Ontology annotation, cellular component: cytoskeleton; adherens junction; apical part of cell. The transcript is spliced from 19 exons. Gene Ontology annotation, molecular function: cell adhesion molecule binding; actin binding. Gene Ontology annotation, biological process: positive regulation of protein localization to early endosome; positive regulation of early endosome to late endosome transport; regulation of organelle assembly. The coding region runs from base 368 to 2365 and encodes 665 amino acids.